AUGCACAGAAUUACUUCACUCAUUCUCUUCUCCUCUUUGAUCUCAACUGCUGCUGCAGCACAGUGGGCGAAAAUCUGCUCAAGUCAACCUGCAAACAAAAUCAGAGGCUGUGGCUCCCAGGGCUGCGGCAGAUACGACAACCCCAGAGGCGGGAGGAAGCACCGGGGAGUGGACGUGGUGUGCGAGGAUGGCUCGGUGGUGCACGCACCCUUCGCGGGAAAGAUCGACAAACAAGCCAGGCCCUACGGAAACGGCAACGCCAUCGACAACGGGGUCCAGCUUUCAGGAUCAGGAUUCUGCGUUAAGAUGUUUUACAUCAGACCCAUCAAGUACAGCAGCCCCAUCAAGAAGGGAGAGAAAAUCGGCGUCCUGCUGCCCGUGCAAAGGGUCUACCGAGGAAUUACGUCCCAUGUCCACAUCCAGAACUGUGACUUAACAGACCCUACUCCCAGCCUGUAG
Molecule: messenger RNA, 459 nt
Organism: Phaethon lepturus (White-tailed tropicbird)
Lineage: Eukaryota; Metazoa; Chordata; Aves; Phaethontiformes; Phaethontidae
Product: leukocyte cell-derived chemotaxin-2-like
Source: RefSeq, a predicted model, not a curated record